Molecule: messenger RNA, 531 nt
Organism: Gigantopelta aegis
Lineage: Eukaryota; Metazoa; Mollusca; Gastropoda; Neomphalida; Peltospiridae
Product: putative nuclease HARBI1
Exons: 1
Coding region: 1-531 (176 amino acids)
Source: RefSeq, a predicted model, not a curated record
AUGCGUCCUGAGAUGUUUGAUGAACUGCUGAAUAGAGUUGGUCCUAGAAUUACCAAAGAAGACACCAACUACAGGAAAGCAUUGGAACCAGGCUUGAAACUCGCUGCAACUAUACGCCACUUAGCAUCUGGUGACACGUAUUCAACCCUCCAGUAUGACUUCAGAGUUGCCCGCAACCCAUGUUCCGUGUUCAUACCAGAAGUCUGCCAGGCCAUUGUUGAUAUAUUGAAAGGUGAAGUAAUCUCCUGUCCAGUAACACCAGAUGGAUGGCGUCCACUUGCUGAUGAAUUCCUGAAGAGAUGGAAUGUCCCACAUGCCAGUGCCGCCACUGAUGGAAAACAUGUUGCUGUCAGAAAGCCACCCGGCUCUGGCUCCUUGUAUUUUAAUUACAAGGGUUUCUUCUCUGUGGUGCUAAUGGCUUUGGUCGAUGCAGACUACAAGUUUGUGUGUAUUGAAGUUGGUGGACACGGAUCGAUGUCUGAUGCACAUAUUUACAAUGCGUCAGAAUUAAUGGUAGUGUUUGUAAGAUGA